UCACUAUUUUGCGGUCUAAACAUGUCUUAAAUGCUCCAGGAUUCGCGGGGCACUUAUUCAUUUGAUGCUGCCGACACUGAUCAUACAGGCAGUUGGAAAAUCCUUCAAUAGUGUAUCGAGUGGUGAAAUACUCUACCAUCUGUGAAUUAUUUUAUCGGAUAUUGAACAGUUGGGGAUCGUAGAUAGUUACGCCACAGUAGUACAGCAUUUAUACAAAGAAUCUUUACUCGAAUGGACCUAUACCAGUACCUCUUGGUCCUUCUGGGUUACAUCGCAACAUCAGCUGUAUGCCUCCUGCCCGUAGAUCCGCGAAGAUAUCCAAACAAGGAGGAAUCAACAUCACGACAAAACCUUCAGGUACAGAUGAAGGAGCUUCUCAACUUAGCCAUGAUAAGAGCCGACAUACUGCGGCGUUUAGGGAUCACAGAUCCUCCACUGCGGCCGACUCCAAAUCCAUACACCACCAAACCACCACCGAUUUACAAUGGGAUUCCAUUUAGACUGCUGGAUAUCACACGAGUUCUUUCAGAAUCACCAGGAAAGUCAGCAGACACAAACAUAAUUCAAUUCAAGCUUUCCGACAUUCCAUCCGAUAAUCGAACGGUUGUAGACAUGGUAAAUUUACUAGUGAGAGUUAAAUACAAGAAGAAAAGAAAACAGGAACGUUUGGAUAAAUUAGCGAAAUCAUCGGAACUGAGAAACACUGACACUUUAUCAAAGAAGAAUAAAAAGAAAAGACGCCGAAAACGAAAUUUAGAAAUCGAACUAACUGUGUCCAAUGUGACGGACGAUGGAAAACAAGGGAGUGUGCUCACGUCAGUGAGAUCACGCUUGAAGAAGACAAAGUCCCUCCGGCUAACAUUACACCCGUCCGUUCUUGAACGCGCAUCCAAUUCGGACGACCCUACAUUGAAGUUGCAUAUAGUUUGUAAUGGGUGCGGGCGUCGAGCUUCUCUGAUUCUUCUACACAGACUCAAAAAGCGAAAAGCAACAAAACGCAAAGGUGUAGCAAGGUCGUUACAUAAAAGACGUCCAGUACUAUUCAUACAGUCUCAUAAACUUGUAACUAGUUGACCAUAGUUUAAUGUCUCCUGCGUAGCAUGGCAGACAUAAAGGGAUUAUGUUGUCUGACGUCCUUAAUACGGUCGUCGCGUCCUUGUCGUCAACCGCGCCGUCCCACACUUUCUUGCCACUCUCUUAAUGUUAUAUGUGUUAUCUUAUCUUUACAUAUAUGGGUAACAUGGUCUUUGGCAUAAUAUCUCGACUGAGUUUGAUCAACUCUCAGAUUGCAUUGUUAGCCAUUGAGUUAUGAAUCUUGAAUUGACGAAAAUUGACCAACGUCUUUUUGACCGCUCUCUCAUCUAAAUUGUUCUUAUCCAAUCUUGACUAAAAUGGGUUAUAAUAUCUUAGAGCAUCAUAUAUCCAACAAAAUCCAUCAAUUGUCAGAUCACACUGUUCACUCUUAAGAAACUGUCCUUCAAUUGUCAAAAUUUGACCAAAUUCCCUUGGACUGUUCUCUCAUUCUCAAGCUUUUCAUAUCCAAUCCUCCGCAAAUGGUGUUGGGAGAUGGAUGUUACUUGGGUACAUUUACUACUUUUUUAUGAACAAACCGAUUGCAUUAUUCAGCCGACGCAAUGGUCAAAACAUCACACUAUAUUAACUUUGAUAAUCCCAGUAGGUAACGCCGUACAAUCGGGACAAUGAUUUUAUUAUUUUCUUUUUUAACCAAGCUAUGAUUGGUUCGCGCGAAUCACCUUGCAAAGGCAUAUAAACUAUUUUUCAAAUGUUUUGAUUCUAUGUUGUCCAUGUUGUUUACAAGAUAUGCGUGGCUUAGCUGCAAUCAUUGUUUUAAAGUGAUAUUUUACUGUUAUAAGCAUCUGUUAUGAAAAGAGAUAGAUUUUUUUAUGAAAAUAUAUGCAUUCCCGAGGGGCACUCACAAUAUAACUGAUACUUUUCGCAGUGAUAGCCGCUCAUGUCAGGCUCAUAAUUUGUAUUAUCUAUAAAAAAACUAUUGAUUUUUUUCAGUAUUAUCAAUUGACAAUGUGCAAGCAGUUAUGGCAGCUCGAAAGAGAUAUAUUUUAAUUUCAUUUCUAUAACAAAAUGUAUUUUAGUCGAAAAUACUAAUGAAAAAAUGUUAAUUGUAGUGGUAUAUGAAAAUAAUAUCACUUUGAAGGGAUACUUGGUCAUGGACUUUUGACCAAGAACAUAUUCUUAAUGCAAUUCUUACCAUCAGUUCUAAAUGAGAAUUGCUUAGCUGGUGUAAUCAUUAACUGCUCUUUAAAGUUCAGAACACUGUUUUAUUAUUAUAAGUAUUGAUCUUAAUGUAAGCAUUGUUUGCUUGAAUGAAUGUGUUUUCAUGACUAUGCUUGAAAUUAUAUAUUCUAUCGCAAUGAUAUUGUAAGAUCAAUCUUGUUUUAUUUUUGAAGCUAUGACUUAUAAAAAAUAAAGCAUACC
Molecule: messenger RNA, 2454 nt
Organism: Mya arenaria
Lineage: Eukaryota; Metazoa; Mollusca; Bivalvia; Myida; Myidae
Exons: 4
Coding region: 232-1074 (280 amino acids)
Source: RefSeq, a predicted model, not a curated record